GAGAGGGAGGGCGGCUGCCUCUUACGUCACCCUUAGAGAAAGCUGGGAUACUUUGUUCUCGCUCCUUGAUCCCGAACGAUUCUUUCAUCUUAAACGUUUCACCGGACGACUUAAGAUGGCGCAGCAGUUUGUGCAAACUAAGAUCAAAGGAGAUAAAGUAGUGCUGUUCGUCAAGCCCACGUGCUCGUUCUGCAUUACGGCCAAGGACGUUUUGUCGAAAUACAAAUUCAAGCCGGGACAUUUUGAGUGCAUCGAUAUCAGUGGACGCGGCGACAUGGACAACCUGCAGGACUACUUCCGGGAACUCACCGGAGCGCGCACGGUCCCCAGGGUGUUCAUCGGUGACGAGUGCGUCGGAGGCGGCAGCGACGUGGCGGCGCUUCACAAGAGCGGUGAACUGGAGAAGAUGCUGCAGUCCAUCGGAGCCCUGCAGUGACCUCCAGGCACCCGGGUGGUGGUCACAUGACUAUGCAGCGGGACUUGCGUAGUUUGCGUCGCCGCUGCUGGUACUCGCUGAGCUCCUGCAGGUAGCCUGUGGACGGCCAGCGCAGCCUCUCCACCUGCUCACGCUCCUCCUCUGCAACACGUAUAAACACAUCACAUUUAAUCACAGCUGAAGCCCUUUACUGUGCUUGGCUCGCUAGGAGCACGUAUACAUAAUACCGCUUGCAUUGUUGCCAAUAAUACAGCCAACAAGACUGAAUUGUCUGAUACUUUGUUUAUACCAAGAAGCAUCGUGAGCUGUGGCCUUAUUAUUGUUGUUGUGCCCUUAAUUUCCCGUCCAGUGAUCAUUCUAGUGUGUAUGACUAAUGAUGACAAUAAAAACACUGCUAUUAACCGGA
Pungitius pungitius (ninespine stickleback) is the source of this 842-nucleotide messenger RNA. It is a transcript of the gene glrx, whose product is annotated as glutaredoxin (thioltransferase). The record is from RefSeq and is a predicted model, not a curated record. Lineage: Eukaryota; Metazoa; Chordata; Actinopteri; Perciformes; Gasterosteidae. Gene Ontology annotation, molecular function: glutathione disulfide oxidoreductase activity. The coding region runs from base 116 to 436 and encodes 106 amino acids. The transcript is spliced from 3 exons. Gene Ontology annotation, cellular component: mitochondrion.